ACGUGUGAACUAAUAACAACGAAUAAUAAACGUGUGACAGAUGAAAAUUUUGACAUUGACAUAUUCUGUGCUUUUGAUGACAGUUGUUUGUUGACGUGAAGUGUAAAAAAGUUAAUAUUAGUAAAAAAACAUUAUAAUAUAACGUUUUCUAAUGAAAAUUACUACAAACAAUGCCAAAUAUCUUGUUUUACGCGUAAAGCUCAUAAGUGUAGAAGUAUAAUAUUGAUUGCCCUUAUCACAUUCGUCUAAAAAAUAGGCAAGCAUUUGUGUAUCCAGUUCUUGAUAUAUUGGUGAAUCAUCACUCCCAAACAAGUGUUCAUCGUAUGCUUCUGAUUAUCCCAAGCGCAGUGACAGUUGAUUCCACAAUGGAGUGGUUGUUUGGGCACCGGAUGACCCCAGAGGAGAUGCUGCGCAAGAACCAGCGCGCGCUCAACAAGGCCAUGCGUGACCUGGAUCGGGAGCGCAUGAAGAUGGAGCAACAGGAGAAGAAAGUUAUCGCUGACAUCAAGAAAUUAGCCAAGGAUGGCCAGAUGGACGCGGUGAAGAUCAUGGCGAAGGACCUGGUGCGGACGCGGCGCUACGUGCGCAAGUUCAUGCUGAUGAAGGCCAACAUCCAGGCCGUGGCGCUCAAGAUCCAGACGCUCAAGUCGCAGAGCAGCAUGGCGCAGGCCAUGCGCGGCGUCACGCGCGCCAUGGCGUCCAUGAACCGCCAGCUCAACGUGCCGCAGAUACAGAAGAUCCUGCAGGAGUUCGAGAAGCAGUCGGAGAUCAUGGACAUGAAGGAGGAGAUGAUGAACGACUCCAUCGACGAGGCCAUGGAGGGCGACGACGACGAGGAGGAGAGCGACGCGGUGGUGUCGCAGAUCCUGGACGAGCUGGGCCUGCAACUCGACGACCAGCUGUCCGGCUUGCCGCAGGCCUCGGGCUCGCUCUCCGUCGCCGGCAAGGCGCCCGCGGCGGCGGCGCUGGCGGCCGGCGGCGCGGCGGCCGGCGGCGCGGGGCCCGGCGGCGCGCCGGCCAGCGACGCCGACGCCGUGCUGCAGGCGCGCCUCGACAACCUGCGCCGCGAGUAGCCGCCUCGCCCGCACGACUUGUUCUCGUUCCACAGUGCCCGGGCUAUGAACUGCGACGUCGGCCGACACACACAUUUAUGGUCCUACGACUUGGUUCAUACCGCGGGCACUGUACAUAAUUUUAUUUUCAAACUGACUUUAGUUUCUUAUGAUAAAAUGUCGAGAAUGCAUGUCGGCGAACCGGCAGAAUACGACCCGCGGCACUUGAAUGACAGUUGCAAUAGAUGGUGCCCGGCGUGCGAUUUAUAUCUCCGAUUCGAUGUGCCGCGACCCCUGUAGGCUCGCGGGUCGUUGAGCGGUUUCUUACUAAGAAAACGGUUAUCGAUUUAACCUAGAUUUCAGCUUAUCCUAAAACCGGUUCAAAGCCCUGGCUUCCUCCAAAACUGUACGAGUUGCAUGUACAUAAUAUAUCUACGCCCCGCACAUAGUGAGUGGCGCGACGCCCGAACGUUGCCGGCGAAUUGAUUUUGCUAUACUAUUGUAAAUAUUCGCAUAUAAUAUAUUUAAUAUUAAUGUAAUAAAUAUUAAUUCAUGUA
Pararge aegeria (speckled wood butterfly) is the source of this 1609-nucleotide messenger RNA. It is a transcript of the gene Vps2, whose product is annotated as charged multivesicular body protein 2a. The transcript has 6 exons. Gene Ontology annotation, cellular component: multivesicular body; ESCRT III complex. Gene Ontology annotation, biological process: endosome transport via multivesicular body sorting pathway; late endosome to vacuole transport; protein transport. Bases 324 to 1073 code for a protein of 249 amino acids. The record is from RefSeq and is a predicted model, not a curated record. Lineage: Eukaryota; Metazoa; Arthropoda; Insecta; Lepidoptera; Nymphalidae.